GAUGGGAUUGCAUGGAAAUGUGCAUGCACACAGACAUACACUCAUGCACACGCAGCCCAGGCGUGCGCGCCUCCUUGCACACGCAGCCCUUGACUGGCACGCACCAGCAGAGUGGGCACCGCGCAGGGUGCGGACGCCCCUGGAAUGUAAACCAACCAGGAUUGCAGUGGAAGUGCCCAGGCUGCUGGUGGUGUUGGUGGUGGAGGAUCGGAGGGAAGAGUGCAACUUAUAGCCAGCUCUUUCUGCACUCCCUGCUCACAGCUGUCUACACAAUGCCGCUCGGGAAAGGCUGGAAGAAAAAGGUGGAGGACAUUUCCAGUGUCUACGACAUCAAAGAGAAGCUAGGCGCAGGAGCCUUUUCAGAGGUGGUUCUGGCUCAGGAGCAUGGAUCCCAACGGCUUGUAGCCCUCAAAUGCAUUCCCAAGAAAGCCCUGAGAGGCAAGGAAGCAGCUGUGGAAAAUGAAAUUGCUGUGCUUAAAAAGAUUCAGCAUGAGAACAUUGUGGCUCUGGAGGACAUUUAUGAGAGCCCCACUCACCUGUACCUGGCCAUGCAACUUGUGACAGGAGGUGAACUCUUUGACCGCAUCAUUGAGCGGGGCUACUAUACAGAAAAGGAUGCUAGCCAGCUCAUCCGACAGGUAUUGGAGGCUGUGAACUACCUGCAUGACCUGGGCAUCGUUCAUCGGGAUCUCAAGCCUGAAAACCUCCUUUAUGCUACUCCAUUUGAGGAUGCCAAGAUCAUGAUUACAGAUUUUGGGCUGUCCAAGAUUGAGGCUGAUGGGAUCAUGUCCACAGCUUGUGGUACACCUGGUUAUGUGGCCCCUGAGAUCUUGGAGCAGAAGCCAUAUGGAAAAGCCGUGGAUUCCUGGGCGCUUGGAGUCAUCUCCUACAUUCUGCUUUGUGGUUACCCACCCUUCUAUGAUGAGAAUGACUCUGAACUCUUCAACCAGAUCCUGAAAGCUGAAUAUGAGUUUGAUUCUCCAUAUUGGGAUGACAUCUCUGAUUCAGCCAAGGAUUUUAUCAAAAACCUUCUAGAACGUGAUCCAGAGAAGCGAUUCACCUGUGAACAAGCUCUACAGCAUCCAUGGAUCUCUGGGGAUACAGCACUGGAAAAAGACAUUCAUGGCUCUGUUUGUGAGCAGAUCCAAAAGAACUUUGCUCGCAGCCAGUGGAAGAGAGCAAUCAAUGCCACGUCCUUCUUGCGCCACAUCACCAAGAUGGGACCUGGCGCAGAGGGUGAGGAAAUUGGAGAGGCCACGUCCGGGGGACAGCAUGGAAAAUGGUGACCAGAGAGGUGUCCGAAGAGCCUGGGCCGCUGCCCUUUGCAUGAGCUACCCUCCUGCAUGCGGCUUCACAGCCACGACGCUGCGCCAGCACCCUCGCCCAAGGGUUGGGGGCUGUCCUUUCAUUUCCUGCUCCCCCAUCUGGGGAUAUCUCUGCCCUGAGGGGCCCAGGAGUUUUACAAAAGUCAAGUUCAACCACUGUUCCAGCCAGCCCUUAGGAGCGUUCAAAGUCACCCUGCCUGGGACCAAAAUCCAAUCCCCUGUGAGGCUGGUGGACCCAUCACAAUCCCACUGCGUUAACUCACCUCACAUCCAUCUGUGUCUGUCACAGAGACCAGUAAUGUGUUGCAGGAUUGGGAGAUGUGGUGGUGGUGAUGUGGAAGUUAAAAAACAUCCCCUCCCUGCUCCAGUUUCUAUGGGUAAUUCCAAAAUGAUUUUAAGACUACAUUUCUCUUUCUUUGAGAUUCACAAAAUGGUAGCUAGAAUAUGGAGAAGAGGCAGUGGAGCGGAAGGAUCUCAGACUAGCAAGACCAUUGUGUGGGAACAGUGGAACUGAGAAUAGUAAGAAGGCAGCCAACAGCCAAAAGUAGGUCUUGAAGAGUCCCAAAAUCUGAAAUAGCUAGUGACAACCAGGUGAGGGUGAGGGUCCAGUUGACCAGGGAUUUUGGAGACUUCAGGAUUGUGUUUCAGAAAGGCUUCACCAAACUUCCCACAUGUUGAGACAGAUGCAGCAUUUGAUGAGUGGGGGACGUGGUUUUAUAGCCCUAUUCCCACUCUCCAACUUGGUCUAGAAGGCUGGGUGUGUAUGAGGUUCUUCAGUAUGAUCCAAGGAAACAUCUAAUGUGGGAAGCACUUAUUGGCCUGUAUGUACAAUACCUCAAUUUCUUCUUCUAUCCACCACAGCCAUUUGAUGCGGAAGCCAUUUAAAAAUGUGUGAGAGAUUCCUGUGUUUCUGGGUUUUUGCAUUUUUUUAAAAAAAAAUUUGUAUAGGUAAAAUAGGGAGAGCCAGAGUGACGUAGAGAUUUGAGCACUGGACUAGGGCAGCCAUGGAAACCUCCUGGGUGACUUUGGGAAAUUUACACUCUCUCAGCCUCAGAGGAAUACAAUGGCAAGCCUGAACA
Sceloporus undulatus (fence lizard) is the source of this 2404-nucleotide messenger RNA. RefSeq names its product pregnancy up-regulated nonubiquitous CaM kinase (gene PNCK). The record is from RefSeq and is a predicted model, not a curated record. Gene Ontology annotation, biological process: peptidyl-serine phosphorylation. Gene Ontology annotation, cellular component: intracellular anatomical structure. The transcript is spliced from 12 exons. Gene Ontology annotation, molecular function: calcium/calmodulin-dependent protein kinase activity; calmodulin binding; ATP binding. NCBI's taxonomy places the organism in Eukaryota, Metazoa, Chordata, Lepidosauria, Squamata, Phrynosomatidae. The coding region runs from base 12 to 1286 and encodes 424 amino acids.